AGUAUUCGUUUGGUCUGUGGUAGUAUUAUCUACUCUUUGGUAUUAUCUAUUGGCGUUGUUAGAUUUUAGAUUAUUUGAUAUUUUAAUAAAGGUGAAAUAAAUGUUGUUAAAAACAGAAGAAAUAAGCAUUUUGUAGAAAAUGGCUAAAGAGAGCGAUAUGUCUCUAUUUAACGAUGUUUUAGAACCGUUCAGAAGAGUUAUUAAUACUGACCCACCGAAAGACAAGUUAUCGGCGUCUUCAAAAUUAAAUUUUUCUGACAGCAACCAGUCUAUCAAGGAAGGUCUUUCUAACCUGUUCUCCAUUGGAAAAAGAAAGUCAAGUUUGGGAGAUGGUUCUACUCCAGAAAAGCGAUUGCGCACUGAAUCAACUUCUAAUGCACCCCAUUCUCCUUGGAAAACCAAAAGAUUGAAAAUAGAUCUGAUAGCUGCCAAAGCUCAGAUAACAAAGUUGGAAGCUCGCGUAAAUCACCAGCAUACAAUUCGUAAAGAGAUGCAGAUUUUAUUUGAGGAGGAGAAGGCAUCUUUAGUUGAGCAGCAUAAAAGAGAUGAGCGUGCUUUGGCUGAUAUGGAAGAUAGACUUCAGGUCAUCAGAAGGAGAGAGCAAGAAUUGAGAGAAGAGUUUAAUGAGGCUAUUAAAGAACAAAAAGAUGCUAAAGCAAACUGGGACAAAGAGAAAAAUGAAUUGUUUAAACAGAUAGCUGAACUAAAAGAGAAGUUACUUGAAUCAAAUGUCAGCAGUAAAGAUCAACUCUCUGAGAUGAAGAAAGAUAUGGAUGAGUUAUUGCAGGCUUUAGAAGGUGCACAGACAGAGGUAGAAAUAUUGAAGAAAGAAGUUGCUAAACAGACAGCACGGGCCGAGCAGUGCAUAACACUUAAAAAUCAGCUUGAGAAGCAAACAUUUGAGUUACAACAAGUCACCAGCAAACUUAAAGAGAUUGAGUAUGAGAGAGACUCUUACAAAGACUGGCAGCAACAGGCCAAGACAGCUCAAAAAAGACUUUCAAACAUGGCCGAGCUAGAGAAGGAAGUGGUCCGUCUUCGAGCUACAGAGCGCUCACUCAGAGAUGCGGUGUGCAACAAGCUAUUACUGGAGGAGCAAGUUCACCAGCUUAACUCUAGACUUGAGGUGUUGCAGCCGGUUCAGCAGGAAUUGCAUGAAGCUAAAGUGAAAGUAGCAUCUCUGGAAGCGUCCUUGGAAGAGUGGAAAACUGCAGCCAGGAAUCAUGGCGUGGAAAACGCGAGAGCUCUAUCAUCAGCUCUGGAGACAGCAUUGACCAGCCAGCUCACCGCUACAGCGACGAGUUCUCAGGCACAGUCGCAGCUGGCACAGCUUACAGAGGAAAUGACCACUGUAAAAUAUGAGCGUGAUAAGGCUACAACAAAACUGAAUGACCUACAAACUGUGCGCAAGAACCAAGAGAGUCUCAUUCAUAGAUUGCAAAAACGUUUGCUACUGGUUUCUAGAGAGAGAGACAGCUACAGACAACAAUUGGACUGCUACGAAAAGGAGUUGACAGUGACUUUGUGUGGUGAAUCUGGCGCUGGUAGCGCGGCGUUAUUAUCCGCGAGGGUCGAACAACUGGAGAGGGCUUUGCAGGGAUACCGCGAUCUACUCGCAACGCACGACCACCAGGCAAACACUAAACAGGUUGAAACUCUUCGAGCGGAAGUUACUAAAUGGCGAGAUGAAGCAGAGGCGCUUCGUCGUGACGUACAAAAAUUACGCACACAGAGAGAUACUCUCCAAGCACACAUGGAGCGACUCGACACCGCUCCCAAGACUAAGGUUAUCCAUUUGACUGACAAUCCCGCAGCUGCUGCACAUAAGCAAGUGCAACAGGACCUGGAAACGGCACAGGAAGAGAUAAAAAGACUAAAAGCCGCACUACGUGAAGGUGGAUCUCGUGACAUCUCAGAAGAAACGCAGAAAUUGCGACAGCAACUAGAGAGCAGGGAUGUCAAACUGAAAAGAAUGAAGGAAGAAUUUACGUCUUCAGCACAAGAAUACAGGGACGUCUGUUAUAUGCUAUUAGGUUAUAAAAUUGAUAGGACGGGACAUAAAAACUACAGAAUAUCGAACAUGUAUGCUGAAUCUGCUGACGAGUACCUUACGUUUACAUUAUGCGACGAUGGUAUAGAAAUGGUACACACAGAGUAUUCUGCGUCUUUAGACGAACUGGUCGAGUUACAUCUGCAUCAGCACAGAUCUAUACCGGUGUUCCUCAGUGCAUUAACGUUGGAUUUGUUCACAAGGACAACUAUGCAACAUGAAAUACAAGAAUGUUGAGCUUGUGCACUUCAUGGAUGACGUUUUGCCGCGCUUCUAUAUUUUGACAUCUGCUGAAGUACGUGAUGGCGAUGGAGUUUUCGGUUCGGGUAUUUUAAGAUAGCUCAUGUGUACAUAACGAGUGGGGAACGUUGUAUAGAAGCUGGGGGUACUAAGAGGGUUGUUUACACCGAUCUGUACAUUUGAUGUAAGGAAAAGUAACUAUUAUAUAUGAUCAAUUUGUAAUCACAUUGCUACUUCUUAAGUAAAAAUUCUCAAAAAAAUACCAGUCUCAUCUGUGUCUAUAUGAUACGCAACAUUUACAAGGUAUUUCAUAGCAUACUGUGUUACAUAGCAUUUGUAAAUAAUAUUUAGUUUCAUUAUGUAGUAAAACUUUGCAUUACAUUUUUAUUUUUGACAUUUUUAUGUAAUUUUAUUAAUUAUUUGUUGGCAGUUGAUAACUAUCCGGAUAUAUGUUCUUAUUAAUACAAAGCUGUGAGCUGGAAGAUUAGAGGUUUUCGAUUAUGAAUGUAGUUUUACUGUAACUUUUUUUAGAUUUAAAAACAUUCCAUGGUUUAGGAGUGUUGAAAUUUGUAAAAAAUGUCUUUAUAUUUCCCUUAUAUUGAAGUAGAAAAAAUUUAUGAAUAAUACAGUCACACAGACAUACAUUAGGCUAUUAUAAAAGGCCAAAGUUUUGCUUUCAGUUUUGAACUUUACUCUCCACAGAUUAAGGCAUAAAAUAAUUUAAAAAAAUAAUGUAAUAAAUUAAUGUUCUGUUAAAUGUACAGUUUGUUAUUUUUAUCAUAUUAUUAAUAACAAGACUGGUAUUUACGUAUUGAAAGUGUAUUUAGAAAUGUAUUUAGAAAAGCUACACUACCACAAUGAACAAAAAACUUACAGUAGGUAAACGUCUUUGAAGUUGCCACAUUUGCUGAAAUUAUUGUACACACGUAUGUGGGGUAUCAGUAAUAUAAUUUAAAAAGAAAUAUCAGUCUCAUUGCCAUGUGGUACGUGUUAUUAUUGUAACAUUAAAAAAUAGGUAUCGCGUUAUUAUAUCUGGGUGUCCUAAGCGAGUGUGUGGCAGGUUGAGCUCACUACUGCUCCCCUUUCUCAAACACCAGACGUGCCCGUUUAUUGACUGUACGGAAUGUAUCCUUCUAUAGUCCAGUCGCCAAACAGAGAAUUUCGUACAUUGGCCUUUAUGCCUACUGGUAGAUAUUGUUACUAUUUAAGGUUUACUUUACUAUAACAAAAUUGGCUACAUGCAUCUGUGUGCGCGCAAUAAUUGCAAUGUGUUUGCGCACGAUAUGUAAUGCCGGGUAAUUGUACGAAAUACAUACCUACGUCACUGUUCAGCGAUUGGGUUAUUCUCCUAUUUUUUGCUGUUACAGUGUGAUAAUAUUUUCUUUAGUUUUUAAUAACUUACUUAAGUAUUUCAGUUGUGACAAGCUCGAAUGUAUGCUUCGAAUCAACUAAUAAAUUUUGCAUGAUAUUAAACAAAUAUUUUGCGAAUAUUGUAUAACUAUUAAGACGACAUUGUAUUCUGUAAAAACACAUAAAUCUUAAUUAAUUUGAAUCUAUAGGCCUAUGAUUCUUAUUAAAAAUAAAUAAUUGAGUAAGUGU
Diatraea saccharalis (sugarcane borer) is the source of this 3889-nucleotide messenger RNA. The record is from the annotation of a GenBank genome assembly. Lineage: Eukaryota; Metazoa; Arthropoda; Insecta; Lepidoptera; Crambidae.